GCCCUGGGAGAACAGAGGGGGAAGGCUGCGAGUAAAUCCUCCCUGUGCGCACCCCCAACACACGCCCCGGCCAGGGCAUCCUACUCAGGGUCUCUUGGGAGCGGAAAUUCCGCUUCUUUUUUGCCGCAGGAAGAGGAGUUGCCUAAAUUAAAAUAAAAAAGGCGCCAAGAAGGGGGCUGGGCUAGGCUGCACCGCUCCCCUGCCCGGGUCUGUUUCCCCGCGCUGCAGCCAUGCCCGCCGCAGGAUCCGAGCUGCAGAGCCAUCUGGCCCCGGAGCCGAGAGCCGAGUCCCAGGAUGCUGCCGCAGCCGCCGCCGCCAGCCCGGGCUCGGACCCCGGCUCCAGCCAGCAGCCCCGGCAGCACGGGGAGAAGCAGUAUCUGGGCCAGAUCGAGCACAUCCUCCAGCACGGCUGCAAGAAGGAGGACCGCACCGGCACCGGCACCUUGUCGGUGUUCGGCUUGCAAGCCCGCUACAACCUCCGAGAUGAGUUUCCUUUGCUGACAACCAAGCGUGUGUUCUGGAAGGGUGUGCUGGAGGAACUGCUGUGGUUUAUUAAGGGUUCCACAAAUGCUAAGGAGCUCUCUGCCAAAGGAGUGAAAAUCUGGGAUGCCAAUGGAUCUCGAGACUUUUUGGACAAGCAAGGGUUCACUACCAGGGAGGAAGGAGAUUUGGGACCAGUGUAUGGCUUCCAGUGGAGACAUUUUGGGGCAGAAUACAAAGAGAUGAACACAGAUUAUUCCGGACAGGGAGUGGAUCAGCUACAAAAAGUCAUUGACACAAUCAAAACCAACCCUGAUGACAGAAGGAUCAUUAUGUGUGCUUGGAAUCCCAAAGAUCUUCCUCUGAUGGCACUGCCGCCGUGCCACGCUCUCUGCCAGUUCUAUGUCCUGAACGGUGAGCUUUCCUGUCAGCUAUACCAGCGAUCUGGAGACAUGGGCCUCGGGGUGCCAUUCAACAUUGCCAGUUACUCCCUGCUCACCUACAUGAUUGCUCACGUCACAGGCCUGAAGCCAGGUGAUUUUGUGCACACUCUGGGAGAUGCUCAUAUAUACUUGAAUCAUGUUGAGCCACUGAAAAUUCAGCUUCAGCGAGAGCCAAGACCUUUCCCUAAGCUCAAAAUUCUUCGAAAAGUUGAAACCAUUGAUGAUUUCAAGGCUGAGGACUUCCUGAUUGAAGACUACAACCCUCACCCAGCUAUUAAAAUGGAGAUGGCCAUCUAAAGUAGCCUGAUGCCCAGCUGAAAAUGUGUUCCAUCUUUUCCAGGAUACUAUGCAGACUGUACAUUGUUGCAAAGCCUCUUUGUUUUGGCAAACAGGAUGUAAUUUAUAUCACAGAGAAGACAUGAAAAAGGGUUAGGAGCGGAGAAAAUCUAAUUCACACUGUGACAUAAACACAGGUCCUCAGAGAUCAAUUAUCUUAUACACACACACACACACACACACACACACAUAUAUACACACACAUAUAUAUAUAUAUAUAUACACAUAUAUGUAUAUGUAUAUAAAAUGAUGCGAUCUGAAAUAAGUCCACAAACUACCUGACAACUUUAGCAGAAGUGAAUGCCAUCAUUCCAAAUGUAUGGAAUGGUUAUAAACAAAGCAACAGUUUUUGUCUUAUGUAAUUAUUAAAAUAAAGCGGUUCUCGCAUUCCGGAGUAGGUUUUCUUAUUCUCUAAUGCAGUACAGCUGUCUCACUACACACGAAUUCUCUAGUCCCUAGGAGAUCUCAAACUAUCUAUCUCCAUCAACAGAUGCUUUAUGGAGCAUUUACUAAGUGCAAAGCACUGAAGCAGGCAAGGUACAAGACAACUAAAAAGUCAGUACUUGACUUUUUUUCCCAUUUAAAAAUUUAUUAGCAUGUAAAAUUUUUGUCACCAAGAAAGAUGGGAAAUACACACGUUGCUACACAAUGAAUGCAUAUAGACGACAAAGCAAAUAAUCUGUGGAAGUCACUCGUAACAUACUUUACGUAUAGAAUUGUACUUCCUGAAAUGUGUCUAUGUCACUUUUUACAGAUGAGUUUCACUAUUGGUUAGCUUUGCUUGUUAUAGAGUCUGAACUGAAUGAACCAUGUGGCCAUCAAAUUCUACUGGCUUUAGGAAAAUAUUCCCUUCUAUAAUAAUCCUUUCUGGAUUUCAGAAGUUUCCUUUUUUUCCCUAGGGAAUGGAUGGCAUAUAGGAAAUAAGAGUUUCAGCCAGGUGGAGUCAUGAAAGCUGCUGGUUCCAGCAAUGUCUUUGGGCCUGGCCUUGCCACACAGAGGCCUGUUCUUAUGGUGUAUGUACCUAAGGCAGGGCCCAGAAGAGCAGAGUUUUGAUGGGAACUUUCUUGGAUGGGGGAGAGGGGGACAAGGGAGGGAUUUCACAUGGCCUAGCCUUGUCCCCACAAACAUCCUGCUUUAUUUGAACCGUAUUUAUCUUUUCAAAACAAUAAUGGGUCACAACGGUACCUGUGUUCUAGAGUGACACAGCCUUGACUCCAGUGGUCUAGUGCUUGGGUAUGCUCGAAGCUACUUUAUUCUGGGGAAGAGAAGGCCAAUAAGGAGCUUUUGGGCAUAAGGAUGCUGGUGCCCUUUUGGAACAUGCUCAUUUUCUUUGGUCUCGAAUUGCCUGCACAGGAGAAUCCCUGCCAUCAAAGAGACUCCAAAUGCCACUCCUACAAGAAGUCUGCCCUCACCUCCAGACUCGUUAUUUGUGCUCACCCCUUUGAAAGUAAAUGUUUUGUGCUGACUUCUCUGUGUUUGUGUUGUUUCCUCUCAAAGUAUAUAAGCACCUGGAGGGCAAGGUUAGGUUUUUGUCUUUGUAGUCUCUCAGCAUCCACGGCACACCCAGGGCCUGGCCCAGGACUCAGGCCUGGCAGUACCGUUCUCUCUUCAGGGCCUAGCCUUCCCCACUUCUAUUCUUUCUCAUCUACUACUGUGGCUGUGUAUACUGUGCGGGACAGCAAGUCAGGGCCCGUUCUCAUUCUGCCUCCUCCCAUCUAGUUCUUUGACUUGGGGCCAGUCACUUCCUACUCUGCCUAGAUUUCUUCAUCUGUAAAAUGAGGGCAUUAGCUUGGACCUAGAAGACCUCUACCUCUAAAAUUCUCUAAUUCUGUAUCAUUUCAUUACCCUUAACCCUACCCCACCCCCCAUUAUUUGGGGUUACUUGUAGAGUUAGUGUAUAUUUAUGGACUACUGAAUAAAUGUCAUAAGAUAUACUUGACCUUUAUCUGCACAAUAAAUUUUUAAAAUGUUAGCAUUUUUCUUAGUAUAAAAUUCAAGCAAGCAAUAUUGCAAUAUGGAACAAAACUAUGGAAAUUUCCCAUAACUUCCCAAGCUCCCUUGCUAUGAUUUAAUUAGGGAAUUGUAAUGAAUCUUUCCAUCUAGACCUGCCUGAUUUACCCAUUCAAAUACAGGGUGUUUCCUGAAGUCUGGACACAGCAAAAACGCAUAUUUUCAAGAAAUGAAUGAAAUUUUCAACAACAUUUUAUUUAAUUGGAAUAUUAACAAAUAACAUCUUCAAUAUGAUUUCCAUCAUUUGUGAUGCAAAGGUUGAUGCGCUUUGCAAGAUUCACAUGAACUCGAUGCAAUAACUCCACAUUGCCGUCAGUUUUAGCACAUUAACUCUUUCUGUGUUCAGUCAAGUGUGCUGCAUCUGUGAUUUUCACUGAGUACGCCUGCUCCUUUAGCAUACCCCAGAAAAAGAAGUCAAGGGGCUAAGGUCUGUUAACAUUC
This is a messenger RNA of Trichosurus vulpecula (common brushtail), 3710 nucleotides long. RefSeq names its product thymidylate synthetase (gene TYMS). Gene Ontology annotation, biological process: dTMP biosynthetic process. NCBI's taxonomy places the organism in Eukaryota, Metazoa, Chordata, Mammalia, Diprotodontia, Phalangeridae. Bases 231 to 1220 code for a protein of 329 amino acids. The record is from RefSeq and is a predicted model, not a curated record. Gene Ontology annotation, molecular function: thymidylate synthase activity. The transcript has 7 exons. Gene Ontology annotation, cellular component: mitochondrion; cytosol.